Messenger RNA from Lampris incognitus (smalleye Pacific opah), 5151 nucleotides. RefSeq names its product phosphoprotein membrane anchor with glycosphingolipid microdomains 1 (gene pag1). The record is from RefSeq and is a predicted model, not a curated record. Gene Ontology annotation, cellular component: plasma membrane; membrane raft. Gene Ontology annotation, biological process: intracellular signal transduction; negative regulation of T cell activation. The coding region runs from base 175 to 1560 and encodes 461 amino acids. Lineage: Eukaryota; Metazoa; Chordata; Actinopteri; Lampriformes; Lampridae. The transcript has 7 exons.
UACUAGUAGUAGUAGGAAAAUAGUAGUAUAUAUAAAAUAGUAGUAGUAGUAAUAGCAAAAUAGUAGAAUUAUUGUGUCAAUAUCAACAAACCUCUAGGUGUCUCUACCUCCCCUACCCCUUCUCCCACAGCCAGUACCAGUCCGAUGUCCUUUCCUCCCAGACUGUGAUGCGUCAUGGCUCCGGUGCUGAGUGGCGUGUGGUGGGGACCGGAGGCGGGCAUUGUGGGGUCUGGGGCAGGGGCCAUUGAUGGGGUGGUAUCAUGGCUGAACAGCGGGCAGCUGGUCCUGGUUGGGACUCUUAGUGUCCUCACCGCCCUCGUACUGCUGUCACUGCUGCUGCUGUGUGCCAGCUGCCAAGGGCAGAAGAAACCAGCUAAUGGACAUCCAGUAACAGACCAUGAAAACCUCAUGAAUGGGGUUUCAGAAAGAGAGACGUUCAGCCAGUCGGUGGACACUCCAGGCUCAGACCUGGCCAUAAGCACCUCUCACAAUGGUCCUCUUACUAGCGGUACAGUUCUGACGGACACACAGGACACCAGUCCCCAGCCGUCAGAGGAGCUUCUCUCCAGCCAAUCAGAGCUCAGGUCCUCCAAGUGCCAUCAGGACCGCGAGCUUCCCAGCAUCCCCCCGAACAGCUCUAUUAUAGGGGAUGAAGCCCCGGCCUCGGGGGAUGGUACCUAUGAGAUGGUGAAGGAGAUGGCGGUGACGUCGCGUGACGUCAGCCUCGAAGAUUCCCUGUACGAGACGGUCAAGGAGCUGAAGGACCCCCCCGCGGCGCUCGGACCCCUCCCCAACGGUACCGCCCACCUGAGCUCCGCUGACGCUGCCAAGGUGCCCGCCCCCACCCCCGUCCUCCUCAACGGCCACCUCAGCCCCUGCACCCCGGAGCGGGGCCCCCUGUGCGCCAGCGUGGAGUACGCCUCGGUCGACCUGAACAAAAAGAGCCGCUACAGUGCAGACAUGGAGGCCAAGCGGCGCUCGGACAAUGCUGGUGGGGCGGCCCGAAGACAGCCGGAGCAGCUGGAGGACGACUUGCCCCCGCCCGUACCUGAGAAGGUUCUGGAUGAAAACGACAACCAGCCGGUGUUGGUUAAUGGGUUAGCGGGGGCUGGUCUACACAACGGAGAGUUGCAUUCCCCUCUGUCUCCCUCACCAGGGCUCGACAACCACAUUCUGUCAGACAAUGAGUCAGCGGUGUAUUCCACCGUCAACAAACCAAGCGGCGGCGACGGCGGCGACGGGAAUGAUGAGGAUAAAGAGCAUGACUACAGCAGCAUCGCUGAAAUCAAAGGCCUGGUCCCUGCCUCCUCCUCCAACGACCUCUACGCCACUGUACGGGACCUCUACUCCCACCCCGACAGCCCCCAAUCUGAGGGGGGAGGCCGGGCUGCGGAAAGCCACGACCCCGGCUAUGAGAGCAUUCGCAUCCCAAAGACUGGUAGCGCGGAGGAGGGUCACAGGGCCGAGCUGGUGGCAGAGGAGGCAGAAGCCACGAAGGUGGAGCCUGACUAUGAAAGUGUCGCAGAGUUGGGCCUUAACCGGGAAACUUCCCGUCUCUGACUAUCCCAGCUUCCCAUUCCUCUUUUCCCCCCAAAACAUAUCUAAAUCGCAGACCAUAUCCAAUGCCUUUGAACUCGCUGCCAAGCAUGCUUUUGGUGCAUGUCUUGGGGAUGGCAGAAGAGGCUCGCUGCAGCAUCUUGGCUCGCUGCAGCAUCUUGGCUCUUACCAUCAACGCAUGAGUGUUGGGUUUUUUUUGUGAUUUUUUUUUUUUUAAAGCUUGGGUACGCUUUCCAGAAAUCUGAACUUGACUUCUUCAAUUCAAUUAUAAAUCAGGGUGGAGGUCACUGCUCAAUAUUGGUACUGGUAAAUAAACUUUCAGAUGGUAGCGCCUCUAUCACAGGGCACUCGCCAUGUAGACAAGUGCACUUUGGAACGUAAUUGAAUUCUCCUCUGUAGAAUAUUAAAUAUCAUAUAUCUCCACUAAUAUAUCCUGAACAGCAGACAUCAUGCUUUCGCUGUACACCAUCAGAGACUGACAGAAAUGAGAUGAGGAAGGAAAAUUGAAUAGGCUAUAUAUAUAAAUACACCAUUGUCAAAUCAAUAACCAGUCACAAAGACGGCGGUCCCAAGUUUGGUCGGGAAUGCAAUGUCUUCGCUGGUGAUUUUGCAACAAACAAAAAACAGCCACAACACAGUGCCGUUGAAAAACAUCUUUUCACACACCUUUAAAAGGUCAUAUAUGUUGGACGGUUCCACUCCAAUAAGCUGGUGUCUUUUAGGAUCCUCUACCAGACUAAUCAGUUUCAGUGCCAUGUUUAUUCAGAGGUCAGAUGCCAUGUUUCUUUGCUAUUCCCUGUCAGCUUCUCGGUACCCGUGCUGUGCGUUCUCUGUUGGAAAUGGUUGGUGAAUGGGUUCUUGGCACACCACUGGGCCUGACAUGCCAAGAGCUCAGCCAAUAACAUCUGGUCUUUUUCUUUUUUUUUUUUCCAACCAUGACCAAACGGUUGGCACAGACAAAGAUGGCGCUCGACAGGUGAUGAAGAUGGAGUUGGAUGACAGUGUCUUUUUUUUUUUUUUUUUACAUCGCCCCUUGCACACUUAAGAGUCCAUCCUGAAUAUUACAUGAUAAAAGAAGAUGGGAUCGAUCAUCUGCAAAACCAAAAUAGAAACAAGGGGUGAAGCGAGGAACUCGCCUUGUGUACGCAGUACACUGGUACACACGUCAGCAGUUCCACAAACUAUUUUUAAGGCAUUUUUAACAUGCUACAGUAGAUAUUGACGUUUUUUAUGAGAUUGAUAUUUAUUUGAGAAAAAAAAGCACAUUGUUGUGUAAUUGAGAGUCGUUUAUCCAUAUGUUUGUGAGAUCCAACUUAGUAUGGUUUUGUAGAAUAGGAAUCUUAAUAAGAUGCUAAAUGAAAAUGAGUUGUGAAGGUAUUGACAGUUAUGUCACGGUACGCUCCUUCCUGGCCUUUUACAUAACUCGUUCCUUAAACGGCAACAAAAGGAAAAAAAAAUACAAAAAGUGGUGAGUCCAUAUAUCUGUUCAUGUUUUGAUCUCUUAGUCCUGUGAGCUAUUUAACUGGGUUUGCUUUAUAUGGAAAUUUUGAAGUCAAAGCAUAUUUAAAAGGACUUAUAAUGUGACAAAUGUGUACUAGUACUGCCAAGGUAUUGAUCGACUUGUGUUAAUUUUUUUGACAUGUCCCUGUUUCCGCUUAUCCUACUGUUGGUACAUACAGCCCUUAAUCCACGUGGCUUUCGUGUUCAUUUGAAAGCACCGUGGUCGCAUAUUAUGGUACUGCAUUUGUAUAGAGCACAGCAAAAACAUGAUUAUCUGCCAGUAAUGCCGUUGCACAGUUUGAAUGCAUUUUGAAUUACUGCUAGCACUCUUUACGAAAACAUAUCUGUAGCUGGGAGCAUGUCCGUUCCCUCAGCCCUAUGUUCCCUCCACCCUGUUUCGUUGAAUUUCCCUAAAUUUAAGCUAACCUACGUUAACCUGAUGUACACUCAAUCUCUACCAAAGCCUAACCUUAACCCAACGUUUACCUUAAGCUAACCUUAGCUGAUAGCUAACCUAUUCGAUAGCUAACCUGUUCGAUAGCUAACCUAUUCGAAAGAUAACUUAUUUGAUAGCUAGCCUGUUCGAUAGCUAACCUAUUCGAUUGCUAACUUAUUUGAUAGCAAACCUAUUUGAUAGCUAACUUAUUCGAUAGCUAACGUAUUCGAUAGCUAACUUAUUCAAUAGCUAACGUAUUCGAUAGCUAACCUACAGGGCUGAGGGAACCUAGGGCUCCUGUAUGUAGCUUGUACUGACGACAUGCCUAGCCAGGCUUGUAUGUAGUUAAAGUGCUAUUUUAAGCAGAUGUUACUUGCUAUGCAUUUUAAGUGAGCUUUUACUUAUUUGUACAAUGUCCAGAAUGGUAAAGUAUAAUUUUAUAAUACAGCUGUUAAGAGCACUGAUGUAAGUCUGCGAUGUUGUUUAAAGGGAAGACUGAAAAUUUGUCAUCCAAUGACGUCUAUGCCUUUACCUCUUGUAUUGUAGCUCAACUUUGUCUAUUGCUUUUGAGCUCAGAGAAGUAAGUUUGGAAUUUAUCGUCAAAAAUAUGGUACAAAUGUGUUGGUACAUGUAUUUUAACAAAUCGUAUGGUUGGUACUUUUUAUUUAAGAAAAAUAAUUGAAUCGGUGUCUAAGUAUUGUUGUUUGGUGUUUACUUACAAAAUAUCUGGGCCAAUUCUAUGUGUAAAUAAUUAUUUCGGUUAUUAAUCCCACUAGCAAAAAAAGAAAGUAGUGCUGUUUCAUACUCUAUUUCCAUCCAAUAUUACAUUAUUGUAUCAGGCCUUGGCUCAUCUCUAAUUAGACGUGUAAACUUGCUGGCAGUCCACACAAAGCUUUGGGUCACUGCUCUUAGAAUCAAACAUGUUAUCGGCCAUUUUGAAACACAAAUUUCCCAGCGUUGCACCAGACAAAGUACAAUUUCAGAUGAAGGACAGUUCCUGCGUCUUUUGGAAAAAAUAAAAAUGACCAAACUAAACAGCGUGGAGGCUGCUACGUACAACAGUUUACAGAUAUUUCUGUGGAGAGAAAUUAUUGCGAUAAGCCCCUUUGAAAAACACAUGAACCUUUCAGUGUCUAUCUCCUGCCCAUGGACUAUCAGCAAUCAAAGUAAUAAUAUGAAGGACAGAUAUGAUGUUUUGAUACCAAAUCUAAUCAGGAUAUCACACAAUAACAUACAAUCAUGCACUUGCGCAAAUAUAAUCAAACAUUUAGUAGCUUUUCACCACACACCGACACACGCUCACAUACACACACACACGUAGAGACACACUAGUAUUAAAUUCCUACCUGAGAAUGCAUCACACUUUAUCUCUCUUACACAUCCAAACACGCACAUAUACAUCCACACCUAUACCCCCCCCCCCCACACACACACACACCCUUGCAGGAAGUGGUGGUGUUAUAAGAGUCCUGGGCUUCUUUAGCACCCCCCCCCCACACACACACACACACACACGACCAGCAGACAACUCCACAAUGUGAGCCGCCUUCGAUCACAAGGCUGAAGCUGAUUUUGUCAGUUAUGGCCAUAUCAUUCAUUCCACUCUGUCCUGCUUCCUGUGUAUGCAUGUGAAUAUUUUAUGAAAUGAAGUAUUCUAU